AUGCGAACAUCCGACGAGAUCAAAGCUCACCUCCACCAUGGUGUUCAUGAGCUUCGUCAAGUCCAACAACUUUUAGCUACCGUAUCAGAUCGCAUUCAGACCGUUUUUGAUGCGAUCCAAGCAUGCAACGCUCGUGCUGACGAUAUUGACCCUACCAUCGAUACACUCAAUCGCUGGAGUCACACACUGAUCGAAGAGAUGGAGCCGAAAGAGGCUCUACGAGAUAAGAUUGCCGCUCUCGUCAAACAGGAUGCCGAAAUCCAACGGCAGGUCACAGCAGCUGAAGCCUCCCACUUCAAGGAUGACAAUCACAAAGAACGGGUCAAUGCACCUGGUCGCAGGAUGCAUCGUUACCAACAACGUCUUCGUUGA
Messenger RNA from Letharia lupina, 372 nucleotides. RefSeq lists its product as uncharacterized. NCBI's taxonomy places the organism in Eukaryota, Fungi, Ascomycota, Lecanoromycetes, Lecanorales, Parmeliaceae. The transcript is spliced from 2 exons. The record is from RefSeq and is a predicted model, not a curated record. Bases 1 to 372 code for a protein of 123 amino acids.